CAUUUCAUACAAUUUUUUGCCUUGCAGUCCUCGAGCCAAUUCCUAGUUUUUCAGAAAAUUAAGAAAUUUAUAACCAUGGCCGUCCAAACACAGACCAAGAUUCCGGUUGUUGAUUUCUCUGACGAGAACCUGAAACCCGGUACAACUUCAUGGCUGAAAGUUCGCAACGAUGUUUGCCGUGCACUCGAGGAGUACGGCUGUUUUGCAGCAGAACUCGGCAACAAAUUUCCUCUGGAGCUUCACGAGGCUAUCUUUGGUGCAGCACAGGAGUUGUUUGAUUUCCCCACAGAAACCAAAGAGAAAGUUACCUCUGAAAAGCUUUUCCAUGGCUAUGUCGCGAGUCCUCUCCGCGAACGCAUGAUGAUUGAUAACGCAACCUCUCCGGAAGUGAUUCGAAAGUUGACGAAUAUCUUCUGGCCCAACGGAAAUGAUCAUGUCCGUGAGAGUGCUGAUGCAUACGUGAAGAAGAUGACAGAAUUGGAUGAGAUGGUGACGAGAAUGGUAUUUGAAAACUAUGGUGCAGAAAAAUAUUAUGAUUCUCACUUGGAGCUUACUUCUCGCACUCUCUCGCUUUUAAGAUACAAAAAACAUCAGAAGGACGGGAACAAUGAAGGGAUUAAAACCCAUACGGACAAGCACUUCACCACCAUACUCCAUCAAAAUCGAGUGAGGGGUUUGGAGGUAAAAACUAAGGAUGGUGAAUGGAUUGGCUUCGAUCCAUCGCCUUCAUCGUUUCUAUUCUUGGCUGGUGAUGCUCUCCAGGUAUGGAGCAACGACAGGAUAGAAGCAAGCUUGCAUAGAGUAAUGUUAGUGGAAAAUGAGGAGAGAUACUCAUUGGGAACGUUUGCAUUCCAUGAGGGGACGAUACAUGUGCCAGAAGAAUUGGUUGAUGAGAAACACCCUUUACAGUACAACCCCUUUAACAAUCAUGAAUAUGCCAAAGCACAAGUUGCUCUCAUUCAGAAAGAAAUUUCACUCAAAUCCUUCUGUGGUGUUAACUGUUAAUUCAAGUACUAGUACUGUAGUACUAGUCCUGUUGGCCGGCUGUUCAAGUGUGUUUGUAUUGGUACGUACUAUAUGGUGAUCGAUGCUUCUGUUGUAAGAGCAUUGCAUAUAAGAUGUCAUGCAAAAGGCUACUUUUCACGUUGUAAUAUGAACGUGUAAUAAUAAUAAUAAUUAUUAAUAAAAAGAUUAAUAAACAAUGCCUUUUGUGAAA
Juglans regia (Persian walnut) is the source of this 1216-nucleotide messenger RNA. RefSeq names its product probable 2-oxoglutarate-dependent dioxygenase AOP1. Lineage: Eukaryota; Viridiplantae; Streptophyta; Magnoliopsida; Fagales; Juglandaceae. The record is from RefSeq and is a predicted model, not a curated record. Bases 76 to 1005 code for a protein of 309 amino acids. The transcript is spliced from 3 exons. Gene Ontology annotation, molecular function: dioxygenase activity.